Molecule: messenger RNA, 3945 nt
Organism: Mycotypha africana
Lineage: Eukaryota; Fungi; Mucoromycota; Mucoromycetes; Mucorales; Mycotyphaceae
Product: TRAPP II complex
Exons: 13
Coding region: 1-3945 (1314 amino acids)
Cellular component (GO): trans-Golgi network
Molecular function (GO): protein binding
Source: RefSeq, a predicted model, not a curated record
AUGGAUUUGGCAAUCGAUGUCUGCUCACCUUGUAGAGUGCGUAUAUUACUUGUGCCAGUAUCACCGAUAAAGAAAUCAACUUUCUAUAAAUAUGUCCAGAUUGUCAAGUCUUUCAGCUUAAUUCGCCUUGGAGACGUUACCCCUGACCUGAAAAAAGGUGCCAAUGCUAUGUUUAGCAGCCAAGUAUUUCAGGAAGGACAAAUGCAUUUUCAGUUCAUCACACAAUGGACACGAGAACAUGCUGAACUGGAAGACUUCCAACCUCAUCGUCGCAUCUUUGGUGUGAUAGGUAUCAUGGAUUGUCAGGAAUGGAAAGAUAGAAAUCUAAACGAGGGAUAUCAUAAAUUUGCAAAUGAUUUAGAUAAAUAUCCAACGGCUGUUGCUACUCGAUGUUUUGCUUUUGAUCCAUCGGAAACACAAGAAGAUGAUACGAAAGGACUCAUCAUGAUACCCAACGUGGGCAACAUGUCUUUUUAUAUGAGCACCAUGAUAUGUGAUUUUGCAAGUGAAAUUCUUGAGCAAUUUGCCAUAUUGGCAAGCCGUAUACAAAAAUUGGAGGUUUUGGAAUCACCCAUGCCAGCCAACGUACAUAUUCCUUCCCGAAGGGAACAAAAUCGAUCAUCACAGCCACCUACAUCCAUUUCAAUAUCAGUAUCCUCGAGUACCGUAGCAUCAAAGCGUUCAUCAUUCCAAUACAAUCAAUAUCAGCAAUCACAACAACAACAACAAUCUCAACAGCAACAGCAGCAUGAAAAGCAGCAUCAUCCUUUUCAUCGGUUUAGUACGAACUCAGGAGUUACAUCACCCGGUGGUGAAGCAAAUCGUACAAAGAAAAGAACAUCCGGCAGAGUUAGGAAACUGUUAGGCGAUUUCUAUCUUUUAGCAGGUCGAUUACCGGACGCGAUGAACCAUUAUGAACAGGCCAUUGAAAUGUCAAAAAUUACAUCAGAUUUCCUAUGGCUUGCCAGCGCAAUAGAAGGUUGGGUGUGUGCGACUAUCUUAUUAGAAUACUUACAAGCAGAUAUUGGACAUAUCGUUUCCAGAACACCUAUGGCAUCGACCGCUGACCCCACUGCAACACCGCCCGAGUCUGCGUCAGCAGAAGAGAUUGACGCUGAAGAUGGAGAAAAUGAUACUGCUAUUAAUCGGUCGACUUUAACAGUGGCUCUAGAACAAUAUAGAUUGGCAAUCAAGUAUUAUUCAAGGGUUGCUUUGACGGCUAAUUUUGGAACACCGGAUUUGGUAUAUGCAGAGGCAUGUCUAAGGAUAGCUCGACUGUUAACAACAGCAUUUUUGAAUAAUGGAUGGAAUGAGCAUACCAUGAAUUUGUUAGUGCAAGGUAAAUUGUGUGACUAUGAUGAUUGUAAACAGCAGCGAAAGAGCUCCACGCAGGACAGGAAUGAGAGCGGCCUCCUCUUUUCGCUAAAGGAUAUGCUACAAUACAAGGAGAGCAAGAUCGCCAGAUAUUCUAUUGCCGAAUGGGUUACCAAAGUUUGGCACAUAAAGCUGAAUCAACUGACUUUGUUGGAUCAGGUUUUCAUUACUACAGGAAUGUCUACAGUAUAUUCAUGGAUUGGGUAUCACAGAAAAGCAGCCUGGCUUAUGCAUGAAAGUAUAGAAAGAAUGUUACCGCUACUGAUACAGCACCGUAGAGCAGGGUUAUCAAAGGAUGCGACCAAAGUUCCAAUAAUGCAUGAUUAUGGGGUGCUUGAAAUUCUAAAACAAAGCAGCAGCCCCUCUUCCGCUACCACAACCACUUCUACAAAAUCUAACAGCUCAAAGAUUAAGAACCAUUUCGGAUGGCCCCAACUCCAGAUCAAUGUUUUAAAGCAGUGUAUUUCAGUUGCAGAUGCACUUACAGACAACAGCGCCCGACUUUACUACACUACUGUGUUACUGAAAAAUCUUUAUCAACAUAUAUCCAAAGCAGAACAAAUUAAACUAGCAACCACCAUACAAGGUAUGGUUGCCAGUUCCAAAAGAGAAAGAAAUCCGUCAAUAGAUCAAGUCAAGUCAUCUACCGGGUCCAUCAAUUAUUGGGGAGUUAACAUUGUGACCAGCAUUGAAGCAAGAAAGCCUAUUUCAAGAAAAGCCGUCUAUGCUCACCCGAUUAAAGGUGAUACUGUCGUCGACGCAGCAAAGAAACAGAAAAAGGCAUCCAAAGAUACAGGAGAUCCGUUCAUUUACAAUCCAUUUGCUAAAAAAGCAAACAUUGCUGAUAUGGUAGUUCUGGUUAAGAAUGAGUUAUCAGAAUUCAAAGUGACAUUAACCAAUCCAUUCGGUUUUGACUUGGAGUUACAAAAUAUAAUGCUCAGUACAUCUGGUGUUGCAUUUAAUGCGACUUCAACAGCUGUAACAAUACCUGCCAAUGCAACCAUGGACAUAGCAUUGUCAGGCACACCAUUGGGGACGGGUACACUUGUUAUUCGCGGUUGUUUGAUCCAGAUCGUCGGUUUCGCAGAGCAAGAAUUUCUAAUUGAUACAAGUGCUACUAACGUGCAUGAAAAUGCAAUGAAAGAUAAUGUUGAGAAAAUUAAACAAAGGUAUGCACACUUGCUUGGGUUGUUGUUUGUCAUUUCACUAACAGUACCAUGUUUUCUAGAUGACGAAGCUAAGGAAGCGGACGGCACCAAAUUUUAUGAACUUCAGAUCAUUGAUGAGCAGCCGCUACUGAAGAUCAGAUCGACGUCUCUAUUGCAUGGUGCUGUUAUGCUAUAUGAGGGUGAACGCACUCAUCUUACUAUAGAACUCGAGAAUAUUGGCAACAUUCCUGUAGACUUUGUAACUUUAUCAUUCACAGAUUCAACGGUAACCAAUACUCUUAUUAAUCCGGAACUAGCGCCUGAAGAUCAAUAUGAAUUAGAACUAUACACAAAGGGCACCCGUGUUUUUUCUUGGGAAGGUACAUCAGAAAGUAAAUCACAUGACUUCGUUGGCAAAAAAGUAUGGUUAUCUGAAGGGGACAAAACAAUUAUUAAGGUGAAUAUUUAUGGUAAAAGAGAAUGCCAUCAGGGAACAAUUCAGAUAGAUUAUGGGUACCUUGAUCGCACUGUGGAGAAAAUCACAAGCAAAAAAACCACGAUAGAGUGUAAUCGUGAUGGUGAAGAUGAAUCUUCACCAACUAUCUUCUACACUCGACAGCUAUAUCUGAAUAUUCUUAUUACGGUUUAUGAGAAUCUAGAACCGUUUAAUUGGGAUGUGGCUUAUUUAAGGUACAGUACACCAGUCUUGAAGGAGGCAUUAGACGCAACCUCGAACAAUAUCAAUUGCGAUAGAGAGAGCGACUCUGUACUGGCAGUGCAGCAACAAUCGCUGGAAGAUUUGUUGUCUGCAACUAGAAACAUAAGAUUGAACGAUUUGGAAAGAAACGAAUAUUGCAUGGUCACUCUAGAUGUUCGAAAUCGUUGGACUGUUCCUUUUGACGUCGAUUUUACUGUUGAUAAUGAAAAUGAAAAAGAGAAAACAUCAAGCAGCGUGAAGAAAUUUCGCAUUACUAUUCAACCAGGGUCUACUUCAAGGAUUAUUCUACCAUUUAAACGUCUGUUCUUACCUACCGAUGUUUGUAGGCAAGAAAUUCCUUCUUUCGAUCCUAACAAGCAAUUUGUAGUAUCUCAGAAUUCUGGUAUUUCUGAGGAACAACGACUUGCUAGGUUACAAAUGUUUUGGUACCGAGAAAAGCUAUUAGAACGUAUUAAGGCUUCUUGGACUUGUAGAGCAACAAAUCGUUUUGGUGAGCUAAAUCUUCGGCCUUCUCUGCGGUUGUCGUCUAUGCAAUUAAGCGUGCUGAAAAAGGAAGACAUUGAAUUCUUGGUUGAUUUUGAAGGAGAACAUACAGACAAAAUAAAUUAUCGAAGGUUUGCAACUGUCUGUAACGAACGUUUAAAAAUGAAAAUAUCAAUCAGGAAUAGAUACAGUAAGUUCAAAAAAGCUGUACAUCUGUUCUAG